UCCUAAACUAGUGGUAGCCUUUUAUCAACGUCUGAAAUACUAACAUGUUGCGCAAUCUCUGAGAUGAUCUGCAGAAUCUGAUGCUCCAGACUCUACACUAAAAUUUUAGUUCAACAUUCUCACAUACAGCUUUAGUCUCAACGAAAUACUUGCAAAUACAUAUUUCAUAAUGUAAAUUAUUCCACUUACAUGUAAACUGAAAUACUUUUAAUAUUGAGUUCACAAUGCACACGAUACGAAUAUUACCAUAGUGCCAAUUACCGACGAUAAAAGUUCGUACCUACAAUUACGCCUGCUUACAUUAGUUAAAAGUAAACUGCGAUAACGAAAACCAUAUUACACCGAGUUCUAUAUCUAUAAAACUGUGUGAAAUUCGAAAAGUUUGUUUUUAAUAUUCUUUGUACCUGUGUACUUUGUGUGGUGACAAUGCUAUUUUUACAAUACAUCUUAGAAAAUGAAAUCUCUUCUGACAUGAAUGUAUGUAUUAAAAUAAUGAACGAGUUGUAAUUACAAAUUUCGGACAAGUAAACACGAAAAACUAACGUCGUGUUGCAAGCAACAAGCAACAUGCGAAGUGCGUUAUGCUUCAAAAUAAUAUAAAUUAAUCGUAGUCCGCUGAUAUUAAUUUGCCGUAGAUAGGGGGAAGAUAAGCCAAGAUAAGAUAUUACUCCAAAUUCCGAAGAUUAGACAGCCUCAGUCAAAAACUGCAAUGUAGGUACGUGUUCACAAAAAGUGAUAAUAUCAUAUGUGAUAGUGAGAUGUGAUGUUUCUUGAGUACUUAAUUAAAAGUGAAUAAAAUGAAAAUAAAGUGGAAAAAAAUUAUUCAGUUCAAGUGGUUUAGGCGUCUCUACGUUUUGUACAUUUUCGGAUUUAUUGUGAACUUCAGGCCACCACUCCCAUUUUUCUACGAAUUCCUUAGAACCGACAAAAAUUUUACUGAAGAUGAAGUUGCUCAGGAUAUUUUGCCCGUAUUUUUUUACAGCACUGCGGUACUUCUAUUGCCGGUGUUCUUUUUGAUGGAAUUUCUUAAAUAUAAUCCAUUUAUUAUUAUUUCUACGCUUACUGGUAUUGUGUCUACAUGCCUCUAUAUUUGGACAGAGAGUUUGGUUGAACUACAAGUUGCCCAGGCUUUUUAUGGAUGCAUGACAGCUGCAGAGGUGGCUUAUUACGUAUCUGUUUACGCCCAUGGUGACAUAAAAACUUAUCAAAAAUUGACAGCAUGUGUACGAGCAGCCCCGCUGGUGGCCAGACUUUUUUCGACAUUUUUUGGCCAGCUGCUUGUUUCAGUAGCUUACUUAAGCUAUGAAAAACUUCACUACUUCAAUUUGUCAAGUUUCAUUAUUGCGACGAUUUUAAAUAUCUUCUUGCCGCCCAUUGGAAAUCAAAACGCAGAAAACUCUGAAAAAGUAGAAGAAAAUCAAACCAAAAUCACUUCCAUUUUCUCGAAUCUCGCUCAGGCAUUUCCCAAUAAAUACGUGAUAAAAUGGUCAGUUUGGAGUAUCUUUACGAUUUGUGGAUACAACCAGUUCUCAAUUUACGUCCAACCCCUGUGGCAAUACAUACAAAAAAGCAAUGGAACGUUUGUCUACAAUGGUGUUUUGGAAGGAGUUUACACAAUAUUUGCCCUCACCGGAACCAUCCUUGGAGGAUUUGCCAACUUUGACUGGAAAUUCAAAGGAGAUUUAAUUUUGUCGAUGACGUCUCUAGUGGAAGCGUUUAUGCUGAUUUUUAUGUCUCAAAUUACCAACUAUCUAGCGUUAAACUGUAUGUUUUACGUAAUUUUAGGAUUCAUGUAUCAUUUUAUAAUGACAGUAUUAAGUGCUGAAAUUGCUAAAUUUUUGAAAAAAGGUUGCUUCGGGUUAGUUUUUGGUGUGAUAGCACUGUUGGGGUGGGGACUGAGUUCUGGAAUGGUGUGCUUGUUUAAUGACAGAGUUGGUAUUGAGGUUAGAGACUAUCAGGAUUUGUUAAUGUGGUACGGUUUUUACCAUCUAGGCAUUUCUGUGGCGUUUAUGAUGGUAGGGCUCACUUAUUGGUUUGCCAAACAUACGUAUCAAUAAACUUUUUUAUACUUUUA
This is a messenger RNA of Zophobas morio, 2074 nucleotides long. Its product is annotated as folate transporter 1-like. Bases 798 to 2057 code for a protein of 419 amino acids. Gene Ontology annotation, cellular component: plasma membrane. Gene Ontology annotation, biological process: vitamin transport; transmembrane transport. The record is from RefSeq and is a predicted model, not a curated record. The transcript has 3 exons. Gene Ontology annotation, molecular function: vitamin transmembrane transporter activity. NCBI's taxonomy places the organism in Eukaryota, Metazoa, Arthropoda, Insecta, Coleoptera, Tenebrionidae.